Molecule: messenger RNA, 1387 nt
Organism: Sphaeramia orbicularis (orbiculate cardinalfish)
Lineage: Eukaryota; Metazoa; Chordata; Actinopteri; Kurtiformes; Apogonidae
Gene: pdzd11
Product: PDZ domain containing 11
Exons: 6
Coding region: 105-533 (142 amino acids)
Molecular function (GO): protein binding
Source: RefSeq, a predicted model, not a curated record
ACACUCCGGACACAAGGGGGAGAGACAGACCAGACCACUGACAGUCACUGCGCAAGAAAGAAGAAGAGUUUGUUGUUAGCGGUCAACACACAAACUGGGUAAAAAUGGAUCAGAAAAUUCCUUAUGAUGACUAUCAGCUCCCAGUAGUGUUUCUGCCGUCUUAUGAAAACCCACCUGCAUGGAUACCACCACAAGAGCGGGUUCAUCACCCUGACUACAACAAUGAGCUCACACAGUUUCUGCCUCGUACCAUUGUAUUGAAGAAACCUCCAGGAGCACAGCUGGGCUUCAACAUCCGAGGGGGCAAAGCUUCACAGCUGGGAAUAUUUAUAUCCAAAGUUGUCCCAGACUCUGAUGCCCACAGAGCAGGACUGCAGGAGGGAGACCAAGUUCUUUCUGUGAAUGAGGUCGAUUUCCAAGAUAUAGAGCACUCAAGAGCUGUAGAGAUUCUGAAGACUGCACGGGAGAUCCUGAUGAGAGUUCGGUUCUUCCCUUACAACUACCAAAGGCAGAAGGAGAGGACUGUACACUAGGUGGCAGCAAAGAGAAACAGAGAGGCGUACAGACACAUCACUUCUCGUCAUUAUCCUCCUCCCACAGACUCUGGCCUCCAUUCUGUCUCAGCUUCACGAUGACUGAUGUAUGACUAACAGACUCAUUCACUGUCCUCCAUUUAAGGACAAUAUAUGCUCAGUUUUAUACUCCAUGUCCUCUGUCCUCAACGAGUCUACUGUGAUACACGGUGAUUACUGUAUCAGGGUAAAGUCACAGGAAGUCUUUACAAAUAUAUGACGUUGAAUUGCCUGCAGGUUACACUAAUACUUACAGUAUUGCCUUUAUGCAGAUUUCACCUCAACUCAAAAAAGAUGUGUAUAUUAUUGUCCAAGAUUACAUUGCAUUACUUUAAUCAAGUACUGAGUAUCACUUGAUGCCUCUGACACUGACAUAGGUAGAGAUGUUUAACUAAUUUUUCAGAAUAUUAUUGUAUAAAUGUACAUAUGACUUAGAUUUUACACUGAUACAUAUGGUACAAAGAAUGCAGGGCUACACACUGUAUGAGCAAAUGAAAAACAUAAGAGUUUUAGUGGUAUUAAAAUUGAUAUCACUGUGAUGAUACUGUGCAUUGAGCUUUUAGAUAACACUUCUGAAUGUUUAUGAAACACACAUGAAAAGUUUUAGUCAUAAGGAUUACUUAAAUACUGGCAUAUAUUACAUUUCAUAUUUUGUAUUUUUACAUCGAUGAUACGAUUUUACAUGAAUUCAUUCCAUGCUUUCACUGCUUCUGGUCUGAACUAAAUUAUAUUGUAGGUAUUUAUUGUAUGUUUUUUUUUUUUUAAUUUAGGGAACUGAUUUGUCUAACAUCCAAUGUGCUAUUAAAAUCCAUGAU